This is a messenger RNA of Sitophilus oryzae (rice weevil), 3080 nucleotides long. RefSeq names its product glutamate [NMDA] receptor subunit 1 (gene Nmdar1). The transcript is spliced from 15 exons. The coding region runs from base 79 to 2946 and encodes 955 amino acids. Lineage: Eukaryota; Metazoa; Arthropoda; Insecta; Coleoptera; Curculionidae. The record is from RefSeq and is a predicted model, not a curated record. Gene Ontology annotation, biological process: monoatomic ion transport; chemical synaptic transmission; ionotropic glutamate receptor signaling pathway. Gene Ontology annotation, molecular function: NMDA glutamate receptor activity. Gene Ontology annotation, cellular component: neuron projection; synapse; plasma membrane.
AGAUGUCUUCAAGCUUCCCGGGUAUCGCCGGUCCUGCAGGGUAAAACAAUAUUUGACGCUGCACAUAGUUAAAGCGAAAUGAAACACGAAUGGUGGCUGUGUUUCGCGUUGGUUUGUGUAGUGGUGAAGGGGAAAUAUAGUCAAAGGGAAAGGGAUUGGUCGCCUAAUCCGACCACUUUUAACAUCGGCGGUGUGUUGAGCACUAAUGACAGUAAAGCUUUGUUUAAGGAAACUAUAGAUCACCUCAACUUUGAUUCAACAUUUGUUCCCAAAGGAGUGACAUAUUACAACACUGCGAUUUUAAUGGAUCCCAAUCCAAUCAGGACAGCUUUAAAUGUUUGCAAAUAUCUCAUAUCGAAGCAGGUGUACGCUGUUGUUGUGUCCCAUCCUCUUACAGGAGACCUCUCACCUGCUGCUGUAUCAUACACCAGCGGUUUCUACCAUAUUCCCGUUAUAGGCAUUUCAUCUAGAGAUUCCGCUUUUUCCGAUAAGAAUAUCCAUGUGUCAUUUCUAAGAACAGUGCCGCCAUAUUCCCAUCAGGCAGACGUCUGGGUAGAGAUGCUUAAGCAUUUUAAUUACAAAAAAGUCAUAUUCAUUCAUAGUUCCGACACUGACGGCAGAGCUUUACUGGGGAGAUUUCAAACCACCUCUCAAAGUCUGGAAGAUGAUAUUGAAAUCAAAGUCCAAGUAGAAUCAGUUAUAGAGUUUGAGACAGGCCUAGAUAGCUUCAGAGAACAACUUUUGGAAAUGAAGAACGCUCAAGCCAGGGUAUACCUUAUGUACGCAAAUAAAAACGAUGCAAAAGUAAUAUUCAGAGAUGCAGCAGUGUUGAAUAUGACGGACACUGGCUAUGCCUGGAUUGUGACAGAGCAGGCUCUGGAAGCAGAUAAUGUUCCAGAAGGAAUACUAGGUUUGAAGCUGGUUAAUGCCACCAAUGAAAAGGCUCAUAUCCGAGACAGUAUAUACGUCUUAGCCUCAGCUCUGAGGGAUAUGAAUCAAAGCAAGGAAAUAACAGCCGCUCCGAAGGAUUGUGACAACUCUGGAUCGAUUUGGGAGACUGGGAAGGACCUAUUCAAUUUCGUAAGGAAGCAAGUGCUGAUCAACGGUGAAACAGGAAAAGUAGCCUUUGACGAUCAAGGAGAUCGGAUUAACGCUGAGUACAACAUUGUCAAUAUCCAGAGAAAGAAGAAGAAGGUUGUCGUUGGAAAACACUUUUUCAAUCGGGAAACAAAUAAAAUGCAUUUGACAGUUGACGAGAAGAUAAUCAUGUGGCCUGGCAGGAAAAACGUAAAGCCUGAGGGUUUCAUGAUUCCCACCCACCUGAAAGUGCUAACGAUCGAGGAAAAACCGUUUGUUUACGUGAGGAAAUUGGAAGGUUUAGGCACGUGCGGUGAGGAGGAGAUACCCUGUCCCCAUUUUAAUGAGACACACGACAUUACAGCCAAGUACUGUUGCAAGGGCUACUGUAUGGACCUCCUAAAGGAACUUUCCAGAAAGAUCAAUUUUACCUACAGUCUAGCCUUAUCACCUGACGGUCAAUUCGGCAACUACCUCAUUAAAAACACGUCGGGCAGUGGCAAGAAAGAAUGGACAGGUCUGAUUGGAGAACUGGUCAGUGAAAGGGCUGACAUGAUAGUUGCUCCGUUGACCAUCAACCCAGAAAGGGCCGAAUUUAUCGAGUUUAGCAAACCGUUCAAAUACCAAGGCAUUACUAUAUUAGAAAAGAAGCCAUCCAGGUCCUCAACUUUGGUAUCAUUUUUGCAACCGUUUAGCAACACAUUAUGGAUUCUUGUAAUGGUCUCAGUACAUGUAGUAGCACUAGUCCUGUACCUUCUGGACAGGUUCUCACCUUUUGGAAGGUUUAAACUGGCUAACACCGACGGUACUGAAGAAGAUGCUUUGAACCUUUCCAGUGCCAUUUGGUUUGCUUGGGGUGUACUUCUGAACAGCGGAAUUGGUGAAGGAACUCCUAGAAGUUUCUCAGCAAGAGUCCUAGGAAUGGUGUGGGCUGGUUUUGCCAUGAUCAUCGUAGCCUCCUACACUGCCAACUUGGCGGCCUUCCUAGUGUUGGAAAGACCCAAAACGAAACUGACUGGUAUCAAUGAUGCUAGACUUAGGAACACCAUGGAGAAUCUGACUUGCGCCACAGUUAAAGGAUCCGCUGUUGAUAUGUAUUUUAGAAGACAAGUUGAAUUGUCCAAUAUGUAUCGUACUAUGGAAGCUAAUAAUUAUGAUACAGCUGAAAAAGCUAUUGCUGAUGUCAAGGAUGGAAAUCUUAUGGCAUUUAUAUGGGACAGUUCACGGUUAGAAUUUGAAGCUGCCCAAGAUUGUGAAUUGGUCACAGCUGGAGAAUUAUUUGGUAGAUCUGGAUAUGGUAUAGGACUACAGAAAGGAUCACCAUGGGCUGAUGACGUUACAUUAGCGAUUUUAGAUUUUCACGAAGGUGGCUUUAUGGAGAGCCUGGAUAACAAAUGGAUCCUGCAAGGAAACACCCAGCAAUGUGAACAAUUUGAAAAGACUCCAAAUACUCUAGGUUUGAAAAAUAUGGCGGGGGUGUUUAUUUUGGUGGGUGCCGGUAUCAUAGGAGGCAUGGGCUUGAUAGUUAUAGAGAUGGUGUACAAAAAACAUCAAAUGAAGAAACAGAAACGGAUGGAAUUGGCCAGACAUGCUGCUGAUAAGUGGAGGGGAUGUGUUGAGAAACGAAAAACCCUAAGAGCUUCCUCUGGACUACAACGACGUAUCAAAUCAAACGGUGUAAAUGAAGCCGUCACAAUAUCCCACGUAGUGGACAAGUUCCAGAGAGUAGGCCAACUGACAGGCCCAGAAAGAGCCUGGCCCGGCGACACUGACAUAAGACAGAGGCGUACCGAAGAAGGCGGUGGUCCGCAGCCUAUACCUAGGUAUUUGCCUGGGUAUACCUGGGACGUAUCCCACCUCGUUGUUUAAACCUAGUCGUUGUUGUGGCCUCGUUUUUAUUCAUUUGUUAUCGUUUAUUAUGAAAUAUUUAGAUAGUUUAAUUGUUGUAAGCAAUGUUAGGGUUAAGGGAAAAUAUAUUAAAAAAUAAAACUACAUAGAUUUUG